AUGCCAAUAACAGAAGCAAUAACAGAAGAAGAUGCAAAGAACAUGAUCCGUGCAUAUGGACCUGACGUCCAUGCAAUUCAUGGGAAAACUGUUCGCAGGCGACCAAAUGCCGUUCCAUCCGGCAGACGAAUUCUGCCACCGGACUCCAUACUUAGAGCUAAUAGUCAGAUAAUUAUGUGUGCCGAUAUCUUCUUUGUCGAUAGCAUCCCGUCUCGCGGAAUCUUCGUUACGUGAGCACAUGUUCCCGAAGCCAAGCGGAACAUUCCCACUGUUAAGGAGUGUGAUAAGCUUCGCGUCGGGACAUACUGCGAAGUCCAUGACGAGCCUGAUCCAACGAACACAGAGACCGUCCGUACGACCUCCGGGAUUGCUCUCACCCCCACCCCAAAUUUCGAUGGUACCUGGGAGUUCCUCUCCCUCCAAACCGGUUGCACUGUCGUCCAUCGUGCAUGGACUGUCCUACCGACGACCACGGACGUUAUCCGUCAUGUCCACGACCUUAGCAAUUUGGACGCCAAUGCAGAUCCGGAUGCUUUCCUCCAUGAGUGGCGGCCGAACGUUCCCAUCCUCAAUUUGGAUGAUGACCAGGUUGACGUCGCGUUUCUCCCUCCCCCUGGAGGAGCGGUCCCCCAAAACGACGACCAAGACGAUUCGUCCGAUAGCGACGACCAAGACAAUUCGUCUGCCUCUUCCGACGACGACAAAGCUAACUCGUCCAAAGACAGCAAUGCUGCUGAUGACAGUGAAGAUGAUGAAGACAGUGAGGAUGACGAUGAAGCUGACAGUGGCGAUGAUGACGACAAAGAUGAUGAUGACGACGCCCUAGAACAACCAAAUAUUAGUGACGAAGAUGCUCAAGAAGAGCACGCAGAAGAGCAGAACGAAAAUGGGACUGCGCUUUUGGUGGCGGAUCUGGAGGACGCAGCAGAACAGGACCCAAACGAGUCAACACAGCUACUGCAGGCCCCAUUGUCAUCGUUGCGUAACAAUAACGAUACUGACAAAAACAACACCAAAGCUACCGUCACAGCGUGCAUGCAACGUGCAAUCAACUGCGCCGCGGCCAUAGAACGCAUGAACAACCGUUUUAAUCAAACGGGGCGGUGCGUAGAAGCCCUCAAGGAGUUUCCCCUACCCCCUGAAGAAAUAGGAGUGCAAGACCCUGAAGAAGCAGGAGCGAAUGAAGUUGUCGUGGCUCACAUUAGUCCAACUAGUUGA
Molecule: messenger RNA, 1218 nt
Organism: Cylindrotheca closterium
Lineage: Eukaryota; Bacillariophyta; Bacillariophyceae; Bacillariales; Bacillariaceae
Source: the annotation of a GenBank genome assembly